Molecule: messenger RNA, 2155 nt
Organism: Schizophyllum commune H4-8
Lineage: Eukaryota; Fungi; Basidiomycota; Agaricomycetes; Agaricales; Schizophyllaceae
Exons: 8
Coding region: 75-2066 (663 amino acids)
Source: RefSeq, a predicted model, not a curated record
GCCUCUCUAUCCCCUCAUCGCCUUGCACAACGACGCCCAAACGUUUCGUUCUUCCACGCCGACGACGACCUACAAUGCAGCUCUACCCGCUUUCAGUACUCACGCUCAUCUUUGCUGCCACGGGCGCUUGGGCGCAGACGGAGUCGGGGUCAGAGACCUCGACGGGCUCCGCGGCGGGCAGUGGAUCGGCGACGCCGACGCGGUCAGGCUCGGCCUCGCGGUCCAGCGGCGCGAGCAGCACGGUGUCGGCGAACCCGUCGUCGUUCCCGACGCUGACGCCGUACUCGGACUGUGUCAACAACUGUCUUCUGGGCGCGAUCGAUGACGCGAAGUGCGGGAGUGUGGUUGAUGUGAAUUGCUUCUGCAAGAGCUCAUCUCCUUUCACCGGCUCCUACCUCGACUGUCUCGCCGCGAAUUGUAACGCGGACGAGCUCGACGAUGCGGAGGGCUUGGCCGAGCAGUUCUGCGCGCUAGCGAGCCCCAGCACAAGCCUAUCCUUCUCAAGUGUGACCCCGUCGAGCAGCAGCAGCAGCUCGAGGUCCCAAUCGAGCGGAGCUUCGAGCACCAGCACAAGCACAAGCGCGUCCGGAUCGAGCACCGAGUCUGGCGACAACAACGGCGCUGUCGCUCUCUUCGCAUUCAAGAGCGUACUCUGCGCACCCUUCGGUGAUAUUCAAGAUGAAGUGAAUGAGUUGCCGUCUGACUGUCAAUGGAAAACGGAUUUCCUCUUUGACGAUGCACUCACUGUUCUUUGUCUCCUCCCACCAGACGACUCCGUUCACCAGUGGCAGAAAGUCCCCAAGAGCGCGAUGGCGCUCAACGCACCCAACCAUCCCAUCCUUCCGGCCGAGCUAGUCGAUCUUGUCAUUGAGAAUCUCAUCCUCGACGAUAGCGAGCAAACUCUGAAACGAUGCGCCCUUGCACUACGAAGCGCGAGACCUCUCAUCCGACGAUUCUUGUUUGCGAACAUCGUGCUUCAGAUCCCCUCAAAGGACCCGGCGGCGGGCAAGCCCAAGCGCGCGAAAAUCUCGACGGCUUCCCAGCGGUUUCUCGAAGUCCUUCUCGCCUCUCCUCAUCUUGGCGGCUACGUUCGCGAGCUCUCUGUCAUGUCCGGCGACUUCGAUCUGCAGCAGCCGCAUGUUGCGAAAGACGCAGAGACCCAUAUCCCGGGAGUUCUGCAACGUCUGCGUGGCCUGGAAAGCCUGACGAUCGAGCUGAAGGGGCACGGACAUCUUCAUUUGCCUGAGACACUGGUCAUGGCCUUGGAACUCCCGUCUGCAACUGUCCUGCACCUGGAUGGCAUCACGUUGCCUCUUGCAAGCAUCGGAAAGCUUUCCAGUCUUCGGUGUCUUUCUAGCACGUUCACAAACCUGGCUUGUGAUCCCGGACAGCCUCUUGCCAUCGGACCCGCACCAAGACUGGAGCGUCUCAGUGUGCUGCGAGGUUUCUUCUCUGAUGCGACCAUCUUCGCCGCCCCGCCAUCGUAUUUCGACCAUCUCGUGCGCUUGGAGGUCCGCGGGGAUUUCGUCAAGUUGGACCGCCUGCUUCGGCUUUGUGAAGGAACCCUUACUCAUUUGGAGAUGAACGCUCCUAGGCCUGAGAAUAGUUCCGAGCGACUAGAUUUGUCCAUGCUCGCUUCCCUGCGUCAUCUGGUUAUCCACGAAAUCUAUAUUUUCCCAGAAGUAUGGAUAUGGCUACGCAGCACUCUCGGGACCGUUGAUGCAAGACACGUCGAGUUGCGUCUUGGAAUGCUGGAAACGUGGACUGAAGACACGUACGACGUCCCUUUCAAUGUCAACGAGUACAUCAAACCCCAGGAGCGGGAGUUUGCCCGCCUUGACGAGGUCCUGAGCGAGAUUGCUUCCUGCCUCGACACCGUGCAUCUCGAGAUCAGCUCCGACUACACGCUGGUAGAGACGGCGCAUGACUACAUCAUGUAUCAAUGUGACGAGGCCGCGGACACUGUGCUCAGUUAUCUGCCUCGUACUGGCGAGCGUACCCCGCUCUUCAUCAAGGUAGAUGGUGUUAGUUUCGACGCAGAAUCCUCAGAGUCGGAUUCUGAUUGAGACGGACGGCCCAUCUGCGACCGCCAUCCCUACGUUAUCCCACCUACAGCCUCAUUUAAUCCUGGUGUACCCAUGAGACCUGCACGGUG